Messenger RNA from Physella acuta, 1385 nucleotides. Its product is annotated as solute carrier family 25 member 45. Gene Ontology annotation, cellular component: mitochondrion. Lineage: Eukaryota; Metazoa; Mollusca; Gastropoda; Physidae. Gene Ontology annotation, biological process: mitochondrial L-ornithine transmembrane transport. Gene Ontology annotation, molecular function: high-affinity L-arginine transmembrane transporter activity. The record is from RefSeq and is a predicted model, not a curated record.
GAAGAGGAAAAGGGUGCGAUAAGGGGGUCAAUGUUUUCUUUUUAUUCAGAGCUAUUCGGUUUUAUGUUCUCCUUUGUUUGGCUUUUUAUGUAAUCCAGUUCGUUUCAUUUUAAAGGGAUUUCCUGACAGAUUUCAGCCAGUUCCCUGAGCCGGAGCCGCUACUGGACGUGAGCCACCGGAGGCGGAGAGCUCGAACUGUUGGCGCCGACACCGAGGGGGGCUCCACAAAAUGUGGGAUGGCAUUCAAUGACUUCGUUGCCGGUGCGCUGGGAGGCAUGGCCGGUGUUGUCUUAGGUCAUCCGUUUGACACAGUCAAGUUGCAGAUGCAGAUCAGGACUUCAGGCGACCACAACUUGCACAGGCUGAGGGAUGCGUGGAGUAGUGUGGCUGUACAGGGGUUGAGACGCGGGCUGUACCGUGGUAUGAUGUUCCCAUUGUGCUCUUACGGGCUGGUCAACUCUAUCUUCUUCGGGGCGUACGGGAACAUGUUGCACAUACUGGAGCCUGACAACACAGUCGUGCCGUCUAAUCUUCAGGUGUAUCUUGCUGGAUGUGCUGCUGGGGCUGCCCAGUUGGUGAUGGCGUGUCCGGUCGAGGUCAUCAAGUGCACACUGCAAGCACAGAUACCGUUCACCCUACCCAAAUCUGGCCACAGCGCAUUGCACGCCACGCCGGUCAUGCGUAAAAACUAUUACGAGGGCCCGUUUGAGUGUACGAAAGAUAUCUGUAAACGAGAGGGCUUCAAGGGCUUCUAUAAGGGCAUAUACCCUAUGUUUAUAAGAGAUGUCCCCAGCUUCGGCCUGUACCUAUGUAUCUACGAGUCCCUGUACCAGACCAUGACCCACAACGGCUUCUCCGACUCCAAGGGCGUCACCCCAGCCAUCAUCUCAGGCGGGGUCGCUGGGUGCGUCUCCUGGGUCUCCACCAUGCCAUUUGACGUCAUCAAGAGCAGACUUCAGGUCGACCAUGGCGGACGGUACGACGGCUUAUGGGACUGCGUGUACAAGACCGUCAAAAACGGCGGCAUCAGCGUGUUGUUCCGGGGCACCGUCAUCACCGUCAUUCGGGCGUUUCCGGUCAACGCCGUGACCUUCCUCGUGUACUCGCAGCUGUUGAAAGAGCUCAACGCUUUCAACCCUCCCAAGCGAAUGAGGACAAUCACGCCGGCAGAGUGACCCCUAAAGUGACCCACGAUGACCCAUUUCGACCCGACUGAUUGUUGUUUUUGUUUUUUGUUUUUUCUCAGGGAUUUUGUUCUAGUCUAAGUAGCAACAACAAAUUGUCAUUUAUUUAAUAUCAUGUUGUUUAUACUUGAAUAAAUCUCAUAUGUCAUUUAUGAAUGUAAUAAUAUAAUGUGUAAUUUAUAAAUUAAUAAAUACCACAUA